This is a messenger RNA of Zea mays, 1387 nucleotides long. Its product is annotated as NOD26-like membrane intrinsic protein 2. Gene Ontology annotation, biological process: transmembrane transport. The transcript is spliced from 5 exons. Gene Ontology annotation, cellular component: membrane. Bases 111 to 995 code for a protein of 294 amino acids. The record is from RefSeq and is marked provisional. NCBI's taxonomy places the organism in Eukaryota, Viridiplantae, Streptophyta, Magnoliopsida, Poales, Poaceae. Gene Ontology annotation, molecular function: channel activity.
ACAGCGAGCACGCACCAGCAUCCUUGGCACUUGGCAGCGAUCUGCUUGCUUCUCCCAGCGCGCGCGGCCAAGCUAGUAGGGGUCUAGGGGAUCGAUCAGAUAUCCACGCCAUGGCCGCCGCCUCCACCACGUCGAGGACCAACUCGCGGGUGAACUACUCGAACGAGAUCCACGACCUCUCCACCGUGCAGAGCGGCUCCGUCGUCCCCACCUUGUUCUACCCGGACAAGUCCAUCGCCGACAUCUUCCCGCCGCACCUUGGGAAGAAGGUGAUCUCGGAGGUGGUGGCGACGUUCCUUCUGGUGUUCGUCACCUGCGGGGCGGCGUCCAUCUACGGCGAAGACAACAGGCGCAUCUCGCAGCUGGGGCAGUCGGUGGCCGGCGGGCUCAUCGUCACCGUCAUGAUCUACGCCACCGGCCACAUCUCCGGCGCGCACAUGAACCCCGCCGUCACGCUCUCCUUCGCAUGCUUCCGGCAUUUCCCAUGGAUUCAGGUGCCCUUCUACUGGGCGGCGCAGUUCACGGGGGCGAUGUGCGCGGCGUUCGUGCUCAAGGCGGUGCUCCACCCCAUCGCCGUGAUCGGCACCACCACGCCGUCGGGGCCGCACUGGCACGCGCUCCUCAUCGAGAUCGUCGUCACCUUCAACAUGAUGUUCGUCACCUGCGCCGUCGCCACCGACUCCAGGGCGGUGGGUGAGUUGGCAGGGUUAGCAGUCGGUUCCGCGGUUUGCAUUACUUCCAUCUUCGCAGGGCCGGUGUCGGGCGGAUCGAUGAACCCGGCGCGGACGCUGGCGCCGGCGGUGGCCAGCAACGUCUUCACGGGCCUCUGGAUCUACUUCCUCGGCCCCGUCAUCGGCACGCUCUCCGGGGCGUGGGUCUACACCUACAUCCGCUUCGAGGAGGCCCCCGCCGCCAAGGACACGCAGAGGCUCUCCUCCUUCAAGCUCCGCCGCAUGCAGAGCCAGCUCGCCGCCGACGAGUUCGACACCGUCUAAAUUAAAACGCCCACACGCGCAUCCACAACACUGUCAGCCUGCAGGUCAACUCUUCGCGCGUACGUACGCUGGACGCUGGCUGAGAGAGUGAGUGAGAGAGAGAGAGAGUACUGUACUACUGUGUGCUCGCUCGCUCGCUCUGUUCAAAGACCUCAUCAUAUCAGGUGGGAGCUAGAGAGAUAGAGCUGCGUGUAUGUAUGUGUGUGUGUGUACGUGCUUGGUGUACCCUACCUAGCGGGUGAGAGCAGCUAGCGUGAUGUUUAUGUAUCUUCGUCAGUGUUGCAAAAGUUAAUUGAUAUGCAGCUGAUGUGUCUGGCUUUGCUGGUUUGCAAAAGAUGCAUGCAUGUGUUGGAACUCGGAACACAAAUAUAUAUAUGGGUUUUUUUUUGUCU